GUGUGUAUUUGUGUGUGUGUUACUCCAGUCUGUGUGGACAACAGGUGCACCACCGCUCCGGUGAUAAUGCCUACAGAGCGCAUGUAUUCGCUCUGCGCAGGGCUUUUCAAUUUACACUCGCUGCUUUUUAUGUCUUGAUUUCCUUCAUUAUUUCUGACCGCAAAGAUGCCUUUUCCGCCAAUCAGCCUCCAACAGCGGAUCUCCUCUCCUGGCAGGGAACUAUUUGGGAAAAAGAAGGCCAACGCAGACCACUCUCAGGCUGUACAAACCGGCAAAUCUGGAUCCGAAAAGGGAAAACAGCCCAGUUCCUGGGCAUCGGCAAACCUGCGGAAUCUGGGGCGAAGAUCGCAGCCGGAGAAGAAUAAAAGCCAAGCUCAGAAGCCCAGUUCGGGGCAAGAGACUCAGGGAAAGUCCUCCUGGCUGUCGGUGCCCAAACCGCAGGAUCCAUCCUUGGGAAUAAGGCGCUCCAGCUCAAUGGACUCCGCCAGACAUCUCAGUGGGAAAGAGGAAACAAAGAAGGAGAUCCAGUUCUCGCUCAGCCUCACUCCUGAAGCCAUUCUAGUUAUUAAAAAGCGGAACCUGGAGAAGCAGAUGAUGGCCAAGCAGCAGAAGUGCUGCGCCUCCGCGGACUUUCGGCACCGGCGAGUUUUUCCGUCCAAAAAGGCGCACGGAGCGUCCAAGUGCUGCGCUCCGGGCGGCAAGACGGACAGCGCCGAACAGCAGGACAUUACCGCCAUUGUUAAAAUAUCUCUGCUGAACGAUCAAUACAAGUACGAUGAUGUGGAGUACGAGGAUGAGGACGGGGAUGUGGAUGAGACCGUUGUGAGGAAAUGCAAAGAGUGGCUGAAAGGAGUGGAAAACGCAGCUGCUUUGGUGAAAGCAGACAAACUUUCAGCACUUCCGCACCUCAAAGGCUGCUGACACCUGACUUCAAAUCUUUAUUAUUAUUAUUAAGUUGGAAGAAAGACAUGACGGACUAAUUCGUUUUAUUUGCAAGACUUCAGACAAGUGAAGGAGAUCUACUCUAAGAGAAUGUCAAGAUUUAAAAAGAUGUCACUAAGUCUAAAAUGCCAAAUGCAGGCUAAAAGACUACUUUUAGAUAAGAAACAUUCAAUAAUACAGUUCAGGUUUAUAAGAGUCAUGUUCUUUUUUCUUUCUUUUUUUUUAAUCAUCUUUGUUCAAAUUCAGAUGCCAUUUUGCUCUCACUUUCUUCUCAGUUUCUCUUUGCACACGGAUUUAUUUAUUUUUUUCCAGUGGGCGUCUGUGGAUUGGCUGAGGUCAGUGGAGGCAGCCAAAGCUCUCUUCUCCUUUUGUUAGAGAACAAUAAACUGCUGGAGAACAUCAGCGACUCAUGCACAGACUGACUGAAACCCAGCACGGAUUCUUUGGUUUUUAUCUUCUGCUAAUUGGGUUGAAUUGAUCAAUCAGUGAUGUGGUGAAUUCAGGACAAAAUGUAUAAUCUGAGCAUCAAAACAAAACCCUUUUGUCGAUAAAAUCUAUUUUCUAAAUUAGUACCUUUUUUGUCCCAUUUUGCCAAAUGACAUGGUAAAUUGAGACAUUCUUAAUGAAAUAUAUCACUGUUGUCAACACAUAAGAUCUGAUAUAAAGAUUUUAAUUAACAUGUUUUUGAACGCAGUAAAAGUUUAUUAUGUGAGUUGUUGUGGUAGGUAGAGAAAAGAAAGUGCAAGGAGAGCAACAAUAACUAGAAAAUUGUGAAGAACUAAUUUAUUCCUCACAAGAAUGGAUCAUAUUUUCAGAUGAAUUUAUUUAUUUUAACAAAAUGUACAUUCAUCUAAAGUUAUGAAAAAAGAAUCAAGCUGUUGGUAAUUAUGUCAGCUUUUUACAGAGCUUGUAAAACUUUGACCAUUUUAGUGACAGACCAACGCAAAUAUACAUGGUUUACUAUUUUUCUUUAUCAAACCGAUGAGCAUCCAUAAUAAGUACCACAAUUACAGCUAAAUUGUGCCGAUUUGCUAAACGUGUCAAACAUAGUUUUGUCUCAGUUAUGAUAAAGCAGAGAGCCAACGCUUUCAUAAAAUAACAAACUUAACUUUUCUCACCUAAACUGAAGAACCCAAAGCUAUGAAACACAUUAGGUUAAUUGUUACAUUUGAUUACAAAAAGAAACGCCCCGAUUUACCUGAAUUCACCCUUAUCACAAAAUGUUGAUACGAUCAAAUAUUUUAUCAGCUGAAAUUUCUUAUUCAUUUUGAAGUAAAAAAAAGUUCUUAUAUGAACUGGCCAUAUUAAAUUGCUUAGAUUUAUUAGUUUCUUCUUGUGUAUUGUACUCCUGCUGAUUUGUGGUCUUUAGGUCUCUUCUUGUUGCUGCUUCCCAGACAGCAUUUUCAUAAAGGCUCUUUGUUUCUGCUGCGCAGCUACCUGGGGCCAUUUGGGCAUUAGCGUUUUAAGCUUCUUAGAUUUCCUGUUAAGCAGGGUUGACCAAUGAGUGCUGCAUGCGUGCCCAGGUACAUCAUUCCUGCAGGAAAUUACCUCCAAAAUAUGUUGAUACAUCAAACUAAAUAUGCCACUAAUGUUUGUACAAGAAUGACACUUUAUUUCCCGUAUCUCUUUUUUAGAGUUAGGUAUGUUGCAUAAAUAACGUUUGAUGUUCUCUAUUGUUUUCUGCAAUAACUAUGUUUUUACCCUGGAAAUGUGUUGCUCAGGGAAAAACAGCUGAUCGGGAAACAAAAUACAGUCAAUGUCACAGUGGAAGAGAAAUAAAGUUAUAGAAGGAC
Messenger RNA from Xiphophorus maculatus (southern platyfish), 2735 nucleotides. RefSeq names its product proline rich 18 (gene prr18). The transcript has a single exon. Lineage: Eukaryota; Metazoa; Chordata; Actinopteri; Cyprinodontiformes; Poeciliidae. The coding region runs from base 166 to 921 and encodes 251 amino acids. The record is from RefSeq and is a predicted model, not a curated record.